AUGUCUCCAACUGCUCACUCGUCUUCAGACAAGAAGCAAUCCGGUAUUGCUAGAGUUUUGGGAUCAGCCACUGCUGGUAUUGCUGAAAUUGGUGUGUUCCACCCAGUUGACACCAUUUCCAAAAGAUUGAUGUCAAAUCAUGGUAGAGUCACUUCAGCCCACCAAUUAAAUACAAUUAUCUUUAGAGAUGCUGCAUCUCAACCUUUGUUCAAGAGAAUUUUUACCUUGUUUCCAGGUUUAGGAUAUGCUGCUUGUUACAAGAUUUUGCAAAGAGUGUAUAAAUACGGUGGUCAACCAUUUGCCAAUGAAUUUUUAACUAAAAAUUUCAAAGACAAUUUUGACUCCGCUUUUGGCCCCAAGACUGGUAAAGCGUUGAUGAGUGCGACUGCUGGUUCAUUGAUUGGUAUUGGUGAGGUUGUAUUGUUGCCAUUGGAUGUGUUGAAGAUCAAACGUCAAACAAAUCCCGAAUCAUUCAAAGGCAGAGGUUUUCUCAAGAUCUUGCAGGAUGAAGGAUUGGGGUUGUACAGAGGUUGGGGAUGGACCAUGGCUAGAAACGCUCCAGGUUCGUUUGCAUUGUUUGGAGGUAAUUCAUUUGCCAAAGAAUACAUUUUCGGUUUGAAAGAUUACAGUCAAGCAACAUGGACUCAAAAUUUCAUCACUUCUAUUUUCGGUGCCAGUGCAUCAUUGAUUGUUAGUGCUCCAUUGGAUGUUAUAAAGACAAGAAUUCAGAAUAGAAACUUUGAUAACCCAGAAAAGGGUUUCACUAUUUUGAAGAAUAUGUUCAAGAAUGAAGGUAUAACUGCAUUUUUCAAAGGUUUGACUCCUAAAUUGUUAACUACAGGCCCAAAAUUGGUAUUUUCAUUUGCCAUGGCACAAUCAUUGAUCCCAGCAUUUGAUAAAUUGUUGACUAAGUAG
Molecule: messenger RNA, 915 nt
Organism: Lodderomyces parapsilosis
Lineage: Eukaryota; Fungi; Ascomycota; Pichiomycetes; Serinales; Debaryomycetaceae
Gene: YHM1
Product: Yhm1p
Exons: 1
Coding region: 1-915 (304 amino acids)
Cellular component (GO): mitochondrion
Molecular function (GO): guanine nucleotide transmembrane transporter activity
Source: RefSeq, a predicted model, not a curated record